AAUGAGGGAAGUCAUGAAGCUUGUACGGGGGUAAUUGAUGGAGGAGGGUGGGAGGCCCGAUAGACUGAUUAUCGAACAUUCCAGCAUUAUUUUUUGUUUUUUCAUACACAGAAAGGAAAGUCAUACUAGCAUUGUACAAUAGGCUUCACUCACACAUAAAAAUAUCUAUCAAUACCUUAAAUUUUGUAAUAAAUUUUUUCAGUUAAAGAUAUGUGGCAACAGGCCUAUAACAUUCGAAAGUCUAUAAUUUUCUAUCUGAGAUUAAAUGAAAAAUUGAUAGAAUUUUUUUUUCAAUUCCCGACAACUGCCGACGUUGGACUUCGUCAUCAGAAAUGUUGUAUUGACACUUUAAUUUUUAUGGGACCAAUAUAGAAUUUUUACUACGACGAUUAAGAAAUUCAACAUUCCCAAAUGUUGAUAAAAAAUAAUAUCAAAUUGUAUCGAUGCCAUCAGAUGUACCCGAUUUACCACAGACCCCCCACCCCAACAGUCUCACAGAGACUUCAUUGCAUCGUUUGUGGAAGGGAAAAGCGUAUGCCCCACUGAGUCCCAGCGCCCAUGCUGUCUCUCCCCACUCCAUAAUACUUACUCCCCAUUGGUCCAGUCAAUGAGGCGUUCUACGAAUCCUGGUGCAAAAUUCAUCAGUGCCAUCUAAACACUCAUCGACAUCAGUCAGAAGGGACAUCGAAAUCAUAAGAAACUGAAAAUGAGUAACAAAGAGUCACGUAAAUAUGAGGCAAAGUGGCCAGCCCCGACACCUGAAGCCGAGAUGUCUAUCGACUCGGGGCUAAGCUUUGAUGGUUCUGAUGACCAGUGGAGUGCUAUUGAGAACAUGGAUACUUGGCAAGAGGAGUUUAAUCAAGCCGCUGAGGAGGUCUACUGGAGUGCGGAGACCAACUUUGCAUUCGAUAAUGUCUGGAUUUACUACCCCGUUGGCAGCCCUAGGUUUGAGUACACCAGACACCUGGGGACAUACUGGCCGAGUCCUGAAUCACAGGGGGCCUCACCAUUGAUAUCAUCGACAUACAAUCCAGAGCCGACCAACUUUUGUCCGGCGGGAAGGGAGUACUGCUGUGAAUUGGAACAUGAUAACUGUAUGACAAUGCUUAUGAAUUAUCGAUCGCACGUUGUAAUCGAGCCGCGAUAUGUAUUAGAGAUGGAAGCUCGCCGUUUUGGUCCACAGGUUAAUAGUCGGGCCCAUCCGCUUUAUCGACUCGAAUUCGGUCCUAUGACUCCUACAAAUAUAUAUAAUGGAUUUUAUUAUUAACCGCUUAAUUUUCGGGAAUUUAUGAUAAUCAUUCCCAUUUUUUCAUGAUUUGCCUUAUUUGUAAAACCUUUGGAUUGAAAAUAUUAUUGCAUGACUAUUUCUAUUGUACAAAUCCCUAUGGA
Messenger RNA from Diachasmimorpha longicaudata, 1389 nucleotides. RefSeq lists its product as uncharacterized. Lineage: Eukaryota; Metazoa; Arthropoda; Insecta; Hymenoptera; Braconidae. Bases 707 to 1267 code for a protein of 186 amino acids. The record is from RefSeq and is a predicted model, not a curated record. The transcript has 2 exons.